AUGCCGCUGGGUAAUCCCGCGAACCGAACGGCUGCAUCACCGCUUCGCAGCAAGACGUGCGACACACACAACUGCAACCAUGAGCGCAGUUUAGUAGCCACCACCGGCGGCGCGUCGACCAUGGACACGAUCGGGCCGUCUGAGACUGGGCUGAUGUGGCCGGAACAGGUGGAUGUCACUGUGGCGCUAUACAAGUUCCAGUCGCCGCGCUGGCCCUUCACAAACAUGCUGCCAGCGGGCGUGACGCAAUGUGUGCUGUGGACCGAUGCGGCAUCCAUCCACGGGUCUUGGUCAAAACGAGCUGCGAGUGGAGAUCGUUGGUGGACGGAGCGUGUGAACAUGGACAUGCAAAAACCAUCAAAGACAGGACUGGGAGGAACAAGAGAUGCAUCAACGUCAACGCCCCCGUCGGCUCCCGAAGCGGGCACCACUGCGGCGUGGGAAGGCGCGGCUGCGGCCGCGAGGGUGCUGCUGUUGGCAGCACCGAUGAGAAAGAUGAGAUAUGCGUAA
Molecule: messenger RNA, 510 nt
Organism: Pyrenophora tritici-repentis Pt-1C-BFP
Lineage: Eukaryota; Fungi; Ascomycota; Dothideomycetes; Pleosporales; Pleosporaceae
Source: RefSeq, a predicted model, not a curated record